Lates calcarifer (barramundi perch) is the source of this 3722-nucleotide messenger RNA. RefSeq names its product integrin alpha-3-like. NCBI's taxonomy places the organism in Eukaryota, Metazoa, Chordata, Actinopteri, Centropomidae. Gene Ontology annotation, molecular function: integrin binding. Gene Ontology annotation, biological process: cell-matrix adhesion; cell adhesion mediated by integrin; integrin-mediated signaling pathway. Gene Ontology annotation, cellular component: integrin complex; external side of plasma membrane. The record is from RefSeq and is a predicted model, not a curated record.
AGGGGCAGAGAGGAAGGAAGGGAAGGGAGAGCAGGGGAGGGCGGCAGACACCAACACCUAGGCAGUAACACUCUUGAGUGCGAAGGGGGGAACAGGCGGCUGUCGAUGGGGAGGUCUCUGUGAAGCAGCAGCAGCAGCAGCCUACCUGUUGGAAAUCAGUGCGGGAGACUGCCUGUGCCGGACCCACGCUGAUCGUGGAUCUGCGGGAAACAGCCCUUAACAAUGUCUCCAAGACUAUUACUCUGCGCUGUUCUGGCUGUGUACCAUGGGACGCAAACCUGCAGCGGAUUUAACAUAGAUGAACGGUUUCCUGUGAUCAAAGAGGGGAAAACCAAAGGGAGCUUCUUUGGAUUCUCAGUAGCUCUGCAUCAACAGACGGAAGGCUCCAAAAAAUACCUGCUUCUUGCAGGAGCGCCCAAAGAAAAAGCCCAAUCUCUACAAAAUGUCAAUGAAACAGGUGGUGUCUACUCCUGCCCCAUCACCACAGACACCACUGACUGCUCCAGAAUGGACCUGGUCAGCACAACAAAUCCUUCUUCUGAGAUGGUGGAGGGCAUGUGGCUGGGUGUGACAGUGGCCACUCAGAGGGACCAGCCGGGGGGACGCAUACUGGCAUGUGGGCAUCGGUAUGUGAAGGUCAUCCAAGGUGGCUCAGAGGAGCAGCGGCGGAUGAUAGGGAAGUGCUACGUAAGGGGAAAUGAUCUGACCUAUGACCCAAAUGAUGACUGGCAAACGUACAAUUACGAGGUUUGCAACCCCAACAACAACAUGGAGUUUGAGGGCAUGUGUAACAUGGGCAUAUCAGCUGGCAUGACAGACACUGACGUCUACAUCGGCUCCGCAGGCAGCUACAUGUGGCAAGGAAAUGUUCAUGUAACAUGGAGAAAUCCAGAUCCAGGGUAUUCUUGGGACUCUAGAGACAAGGACUUUGGCCAGCUGAACAAUCGAUACAGCUAUAUGGGUUAUUCAGUUCUUGAAGAGAAGAAGCUGCUGAGCAGAGACGACUACACAGUAGUGACAGGGUCUCCCAGAUAUGAGUCCAAGGGCUCUGUGAUGUUUGGGACAAAGACUGAUAAUGCCAUCCAACAGACCCUCAUCAUCACCGGGGAGCAAGUGGGCUCAUACUUUGGGGGCAGUCUGGCUGUUACUGAUCUCAACAAUGAUAACUGGAAUGACCUGAUUGUGGGUGCCCCAUUUUACUUUGACCGUAUGAACGAUCAUGGUGGAGCAGUGUAUAUCUUCAUGAAUGAGAAUGGAUCUUUUGAGAAGACUGCCACCAAGGUACUGAAGGGUCCAUCGUCUUCUGGAUUUGGCUUGGCAGUCGCUGCCAUUGGUGAUGUCAACCAAGACGGAUUCCAAGACUUUGCAGUGGGGGCUCCUUUCCACGACACAGGAAAGGUCUACAUAUGGAUGGGAUGUAAAGAGGGAAUCUUAGAGAAUCCCAGUCAGGUGAUAGAGGGUAAGACAGUAGAUAAUGGUGGAUUCCAUACCUUUGGCUACUCAAUCAAUGGAGGGAUGGACAUGGAUGAGAGCGGUUACCCUGACAUCUUAGUUGGUUCCCUGGAUGACCGCAUUGCCUUGCUCAGAGCUCGACCAGUUGUCCACUUAAAUACGGUCUUCAAUGCUAUGCCUAAGAUUGUGGACCCUAACCAGUGUCCUGGAAAUACACCAUGCAUUACAGCAACUCUGUGUAUGUCUUUCACUCUGAGCAAUGGAAACAAAGACCUCAAGAAAAAUAUCACGGUGAAGUACACAGUGGAGGCAGACACGGAAAGGAGAAGAAGCCCUCGAGUUCGUUUCCAGAGCAAUAAUGAUGACACCUAUACCGGUUUGCUGAGCUUGCAAUCCUCCAAAAGCACAUGUUCUGAGCUAAAGCUGUUUGUAGUGGCUCCUGUGAGGGACAAACUGGAGUCAGUGGUCUUUUCCCUCAACAUAUCCUUACACGAACAAAAGCCUAAAUCCAGACGCUCCUUGCAGAACCUGGACUCCUUCCCAGUUCUGAGCCAGGGGCAGAAACUCACUCAAAAAGAUGAGAUUGAUUUUCAGAAGGAGUGUGGCUCUGAUAACAAAUGUUCCAGUAACCUGCAGCUGACUGCCAAGUUUGUUGACGAUGAUGAUAAGCCUUACCCCAGGGACAAGCUGGGUUUAACCCAGGUGCUUCAGUUCAAUACCAAUAUGAAGAUCAUAAGGCUGAUGGUGGAGGUGACUAACAUCCCUACCGGGGCGAGGUUGGCCGAGGAUGCUCAUCAGGCCAUGCUCAAUGUCACCAUCCCUGAAGCGCUGACAUACUCUGGUGUCAGGUCAUCGGACCACGAUGUACAAUGCAGUCUUGAUACCACAGUGAUCUGUGAGCUGGGGAAUCCACUUAAAGGCAAUGAAAGGGUGUCACUUGUCCUCAAGUUUCAGACAACAGGGAUUGAUUUAUACACACAAGAGAUUAACUCCCAGCUACUUCUGUCCACUCUCAGUGAACAGAGUGACCUGAGGCCUGUGCCUGUGGCCCUGAUGAUUGAAAACACCAUUCUCCCCACCUUCUCCUUAGCGAACGCCUUGGUGCAAACAAAAUUCGGCGGGACAGUGAUGGGCGAGUCAGCUAUGGUAAACACCAGUGACGUGGGCAGUCUGGUGGAGUUCACCUUCAAAGUGAACAUGAGGGGACAGCCCCUCGGAAACUUGGGGACCCUGGCUGUGGAGUUUGAUUGGCCCUAUGAGGUAGCCAACGGCAAGUGGCUGCUGUACCUGACGAAGAUUGUCGUUAUGGGGGACUCAGAGAUGGAAUGUAACCCUCCUGACUCAGUUGUCAACAAUCGGAACCUAACUUUGUCGGGGAGCGGACCUAAGCGUACUAAGCGGCAGAUUGUGGUGGAUGAUGGUCAUGAUGAGACACAGCCCCACAUUGAGCCGCAGGCAGCCAUCACAUUGGUCACGCAUCGAAAAGAGACCCACUUGUUGGAAUGCUCAAAGGGAACAGCGAAAUGCGUGAAGUUCAGCUGCCCACUGCUCAACAUGACGGAUUCAGCCAAGAUUUAUGUCCGGUCCCGUUUGUGGAGUACAAUGUUAGAGGACUAUUCCAAUGCUCUGCGAGUUACAGUCAGAGGUCAUGCCACACUGAAGCUCAUAAAAAAUACAUCAAACAUCAAGAUGGAAAAUCAGACCAUCAUGUUCACAGUAGAAAUAGAACCAGUGGAGGGAGUGGAGACACCCUAUGAGCUCCCGCUGUGGAUCAUCAUCUCAGCAGCAGUAGCAGGAAUUUUACUACUAGGAAUCAUCAUUCUGAUACUAUGGAAGUGUGGCUUCUUCCAGAGGGCCAGCAGGAGGGAAAUGUAUGAGGCCAAGGCGCAGAAGGCUGAGAUGAAGAUCCAGCCCUCUGAGACAGAGAGGUUGACUGAGGACUACUGAGGCCCACCUGGGUCCCCAAACAGCACACACCAGUGGGGCUUUUGGCUUGGAUUCUUUAAGCGAGCCAUCUACUACCGGAUAAUGCCAAAGCACCAGGGGGUGAAAAUUCGCAAGGCUGAGCGCUAUCAGUUCAAUCUGGGAUUUCAGCCUGAGGAGCCGCAGAAAAAGUAUUGGAUCACCAACUGGACAGAGAUGCAGCAUUACUACUACUGAGGCCUUUACUUUGAACCCUGAACCACUCAACAUCACACUGGCACAGGCCAAACAAAGAGCACUGGGCUCAGCUGAGCCACAUGGACUUUACAGCGCAUGGACCAACUGUG